This is a messenger RNA of Rotaria sp. Silwood2, 966 nucleotides long. The record is from the annotation of a GenBank genome assembly. Lineage: Eukaryota; Metazoa; Rotifera; Eurotatoria; Philodinida; Philodinidae.
AUGUUACCACGCCUCUCCACAGCAACCCCAACAUGUCUUGAAAGUUUCAUGCAAAUUGAAUCCUCCUGGAGUGUUGCAUUAGAAUUAACAUCAACAGUAACCAUUAAGCCUAAUGCUUUAGCAUUAUUGGCAUCAGAAUUUAUUAAUGCUAAGAUUUCAAUUGUUGAUUAUUAUACUUAUGAACCUACGUCAAUGAAUACUCCGACAGAACGUUUACUUAAACAUGUAUUCACGUAUUCAAAUGGAAAUUUAACAACUUUUAGCACGCCAAAACUAGUUAACAGUCGUGAACAAGUAUUUAUAUAUAAUUUGGAACAUGCUGCUGUAACAUGUCAAUCAAUAAUAACAUCGUUUCUUGGUCAAACUCAUAUGAUACAAGCAAUGCGUGGACGUGAUAAUUAUUGUUUUGCUUUAAUUGAUGCAAAUAUUGGUGAACAAGAAGAUUUACCAAAUGAACAAAAACAAGAUUUAGUAUCGAUGUAUCGUUGUAUUUAUAUGGCUGUUGAUGAAUUAGAACAAGAAUUGAUUGAUGAUACAACAAAACGAUUUUUAACUUAUGAAAAACAAUCGGAUGAAAUGCGUUUAAAUUAUCUGUUUGAUCGUAUUUGGUAUAUGGAUACAUGUAAUAAAAUCAAACAAUUAUCAUCAGAAAAAAUACAAGAAUUUAUUAAUAAUAAAUCAAAAUGGAAUGAUCAAAUAAAACAAAUUUUAUCUCUUAUUAGUCGAGUUGUUAAACAGAAAGAAUUAAAUCCAACUGAUUAUGCUAAUGUUCUCUUCCCAACAAUGAUAGAAUUCGAUCCAACAACAAAAGAACAAGGUCAAAAUGAUUUCUGGAAUCGUGCUGAACAAUUGAUAAAAACAAUCGAUCAAUCAAUAUGGCAACAACCAUCAUCUGAUGUAAUUAAAAUCUUCUACGAUUGGUUAAAUCUUGCCUAUGAACUGGAGAAAUUUUCUAAAACUCAAUAA